GCUAUUCGCUUAGUUUAUAUUUAGUCAGCGCGGAUGCGUCGCGCGCAUAAAUAUUUAAAUAAUUUCAAAUAUAAUUUAUUAAAUCCCAGUUAUUAUCUGUGACAUGUGAUGUUUCAUAUGCAAAAUCCAGGGAUUUUGUGAGCGAGCAAAAUGGGGUCCACAAUGUACGAGCAUUUUUUGGAAAUAGCCUUUGAGGCUGAAUUGAAUACUAGAGAGGAUCCUGAGCUGCUAGAAAUCGCUCCGGAAAUAUGCAACGAGCAUCCAGACACCAGGGACGCAGCAAUCACUGAGCUCAGAAGAAUGAUUUUUGAUCGCGGGGAAUGCGAGCCUCUCCGGACGGACGACGAGUACUUGUUAAGGUUUCUUCGCGCCAGGGACUUUAUCAUACCAAGGGCGCAUAAACUCCUAGUCAGAUAUUGUGAAUUCCGGGAACAGUGCUCACACUUGUACCAAGAUGUCGAUCUGUGGGGACUCGUCAAAGCCGGUGAAGCCUACGAAGGCUGUAUGUACGACCGUCCAGAUGUAGGGAGACUUUCGAUCAUGCGAUUUGGUAAAUGGGACCCUUCAGAGUAUCCCGUUGAAGAUCUAGUCCGUCUUGGUGUUGUAAUGUUAGAGAUCGGCAUACGACAGCCGAAGAUCCAGGUGUUUGGGGGCACUGUGCUGGUAGAUCUGGAAGGCCUGUCACUGCGACAAGUGUCAGCUCUGACACCUACAAUCGCGUAUCAAAUUGUCAAUAUUAUGGGAGUCUCAACACCAAGUAAACUGAACGCCUGCCACAUCAUCAAUUACAACUGGCUUCUGAACACAUUCUUCUUCGUGUUCAAGAAAUUCAUACCCCAAAGGGCUUGGGACAAAAUACAUUUCCAUGGGAACGACUUGAAGUCACUCCAUAAGCACUUGGACCCGGAGUGUUUGCCUCCAAGGUAUGGGGGCACCUGUAGGAGCCACGUAUCAGCUCGCAAAUGGUUACAGAAGAUAAAACAGUACAGAGACGAUAAUUUUGACAAAGAAAUGAAACAAUUGGGAUUUGUUAUCAAAGAAUAAGAUGUUUCUUCUAACUGUUGGUGAUGAACUUGAUUAAAACUGUUAACCCUCUUAACGCGUACUCAGAGUCGUCUCUUAGGAUUUUACGGGAUUUUUUAUUUUGUUGAAUGUAAAAUUCGAAAUUUAUGCAAGUUAGUCCUUCAUUAAAUUAAUGAGUCUGCAUAAUUAAUAGUUAGAUUCCCAAGAAGAAUCAUUUCAUACGAUCAGCCAAUGUUUUUGCAAUUGAAGAAAACAAAAUAUAAUAGUAAUUAAUGUUACUUAUUAUGUGGUGUUUGCUAAGAGAAACAGUGAUUACUUAAUAUUGCUUAUAUAUGGGAAUAUUUUUUGGUAAAUUUCUAUUCAAAAAGUAAGUUAUGCAAAUGAAAUUAUCGAGUGUUUAAAAAUGUUUAGAAAAAAGAUCAUUAUUAAAAUAACACUUACGAAUUUAUGGAUAAAACUAAAAGUAUGGAUUUAGUAUAAAAUGGUGGAUAUUAUUGUGUUUUAUUUGUGGUUGACAUAAUAUGUUUAUUUUUUUAAUGUAUAUCAUUUUUCAAUGGUUCUCUUAUUCAUUUUAUAUAAUUAUAAAAUAUAAAAUUCGAUAUUUUAUUUAAUCGUGAAAUUGGAAACUUCCUCAUUCGGGUUUUUAAUUUCGAAUUAAAGUAACAUUACCAUUUAAUUUAUAUUAUAGUUUUUCUUAUUAUUCUAAAAUAUAAAAAUUGCUCAAAAGUGAAAUAAGAUUAUAGAAGUUUGUCUGUGAUAAUAUAAUCUUUACAAAAUUAUCUGUUUAUUAGUAAAGUUGUAAUUUUUAUUUGAAUCAUAGUUGGAUACUCUAGUCUUUUUAAGCAACAAUUUAGCAAC
Pieris rapae (cabbage white) is the source of this 1881-nucleotide messenger RNA. RefSeq names its product clavesin-2. The record is from RefSeq and is a predicted model, not a curated record. Gene Ontology annotation, cellular component: membrane. Gene Ontology annotation, molecular function: phosphatidylinositol bisphosphate binding. The coding region runs from base 151 to 1044 and encodes 297 amino acids. The transcript is spliced from 6 exons. Lineage: Eukaryota; Metazoa; Arthropoda; Insecta; Lepidoptera; Pieridae.